GGCUGACUCGCUCCUUAGCCAGGUCGGUAAGAUUUGGGCAUAUAAGAUACAAGACACUCCUAAGGCUUUGCAGGUGCUUGCGCCAUGGUGGGCCCUUCAGGACGUGCCAUUGCCGAGAAGGGGAGCACCAACGAAACAGUCACCCAAUGGGUUCAGGGACUCAUGGAUGCAGCGUACGAUUACUGCAAAGGUGGGGGCACCGAGACGAGCUCUGCUGCCAUUCGAAACAUGUUAUUCCAAGCGACGGAUAAUUCGACAGGCUGGCUACACUAGCAUCCGAUUUUGAUUCGCCUGAGCACCACUUCGUGGUUCUCGCCUCCAGAAUUUGGUCCACCAGGACUGAGGAAAAGGAAAAUCAAUCUCGUGGCAAAGAGGCGCUUGGAGAGCAUGGGCAAGAGGGACUUAGAUUCAAUCACGUAUGGUUACGCCUUCCUGGCGAUAACGUGUGCAGAAGCGGUCGAUGCAGGGAAUGCGACAACAAGCGAUGUCUUUGGAGAGAUUCUCUUGGCGUCACGGAAUGUUUCCGAGAUGUGUAAGUUAAACUUCGGUCCUCACCUUUGUCGGAAUUGGUUUCUUCUGUCCAGUCGGACCGAUGCUGGUUUCUGGUGCCACAACUGGCCUUCUCGCGCCGAGCGCUUCACUGACCCAUGGAACUCUACAUUGAAGAACAAGAUUCUCGUCAUUGGAAAUCAAGCAGACCCUGUUACGCCCUACCCAGGAGCAAAGCUGGUUGCGGACCUCCUUGAUGAAGCAAAUGCUGCAAUGGUAGAGCAAUGCGAUUUCGGUCAUACAUCACUCGCUGAACAUUCCGAUUGCACGUUCCAUGUCAUCAACGAUUACUUUACCAAUGGAACGUUGCCUGUCGACGAAUCCGUUUGCAGAACGAACCAGGUCCUUUUUCCAGGCACCCCAUCACCAAGCUAUCUCUCGAAUACGGAGGAAGCUUUGGCCCCCCAACUAAAUCCUAACGCCCCUAUUCCUCAUCCUCUCGGGUUUGAAUUAUUGGCUACUAAUGAUAACAACGACACUACCAAGUAUAACAUCCAUGGCGACAACAGCACGAAACCAACAGCUUCACCAAACGCUCUUUAUCGCUCUUGGUUCGCUUGGUGCAGCAUUCCUUUCGUUCGUCGUAGCUACCGGGAUCAUCAUCUGCUGUCGCCGAAGACGUUCCAAGUCAGGUCACACAUAGUACACUCCACCUUCUAACCGCUCCUCGUAUUACCAUUCGAACAGACGGAUGGUCUAUUCGCCUCUCCCGAGCCAAGAAAAGAGGGUCAGUGGCCAUACGACACCGCCUAGGGGAAUUGUAUGUCACCUGAAGCCCCUUGGACAGAGUACGAGCACUGAGUCAGGGAGAUGCGAAGGGGUUUAUACGGAUCCGUAUGCCCUCCAUCGGGUGCUGUAGGUGGUUCAUCCUAUGGCGGU
Molecule: messenger RNA, 1428 nt
Organism: Cantharellus anzutake
Lineage: Eukaryota; Fungi; Basidiomycota; Agaricomycetes; Cantharellales; Hydnaceae
Product: TAP-like protein-domain-containing protein
Exons: 2
Coding region: 388-1209 (273 amino acids)
Source: RefSeq, a predicted model, not a curated record